Echinostoma caproni is the source of this 944-nucleotide messenger RNA. Lineage: Eukaryota; Metazoa; Platyhelminthes; Trematoda; Plagiorchiida; Echinostomatidae. The record is from the annotation of a GenBank genome assembly.
ACCCCUAUCCGACAGAGGACGAGAAACGACAAAUCGCGAGCCAAACCAAUUUGACAUUGCUUCAGGUAAACAAUUGGUUUAUCAAUGCCAGACGUCGUAUUCUUCAACCGAUGCUGGACGCAUCAAACUUUGUCCCACUCGGUGGGAACACGUGCGGUGGAAACGGGCACAGUGGAGGCAAUUCCGGUGGAGGUGUGGACGGAAAUUCCGCGGAAAAUGGUAGUGAUAGUCUGGGCGGGGCGGAAACACCGAUCAUAAAUAAGAAAAAGAAAGCCGCAACUAGCCGGCCUUCAAACAAUCGAUUCUGGCCAGCUAGUUUGGUUGCGGCCGCCGCGAUCCAUCCAGUCGCAGCUGGCCUCGUUUCUUCCGGGGCGUCCAGCUCGACACAACCAGGGUCGGCUAUCUAUUCACACUGUCAAAAUGGUUCCCGUGGUGUGGGAGAUCGGGGUAUGGAUACAUUUAUGAAUUCCGACGAGGCGAAAACCAAGGACCAAACCGGUGGGGUACAUAAAACGGAGAAUGCGGCCGGACAUUCGACCUCCACAGCACGAUAUCAUCAUCGUAUGGGAUCGUAUGCGACAUCCGACACGGGAACGUUCUCGUGUAAAACAGACGGGAUGGACACUUCGUGGACAUCAGCCUAUGACACGGGAGCCGGCACUGUGCCCAAUAUGCAUUCAGCCGACUGUGAACUACCGUGUGAUCCAAACAGUAGUGGUUCUGGGACUGGUUUUGGUUCGGUCGAUCAUCGUUCCAGCGAUGAUUUUCCACCACCCCAUCUCCAUCCGGCAUAUCGAUCCACAAAUAGCAUGAUGCCAUCAACUGGAGAACGUGAUAGUACCCCACAAACAACUGACACCUUUGCUACAGCUCGAUCUGGCUUAUCAACCGGUAAGCGUAGCACUUGUAUGAUAAAAUUUCUACUUUCUUGUCUUAACUACUGA